UUUUUCCUUGUUCCAUUAUAAAAAGACCUCUCUCUCGGAAUCAGUUAGUUAAAAGCGAUCACAUAAGAAAGUUUCCUCUUUUCAUCAAAUCGUUCCCAGUUUUUCCCGAUCAUAUCCAAUCAACAUGGAGAGAGGUCGUUACCGUGGAGGUCGUGGACGUGAUGGCCGUGGCAGAGGCGGCGGAGAUCGCGGUCGUGGCUAUGGUGCUGGCGGCGGAGGAGAUCGAGGUCGUGGUUAUGGAACUCGCGGCGGCGAUUUUGGAAAUCGUGGGCAGAGUUCCGGUGGAAGUGGUGGCGGAUACGAUCGGAAUCAAGAGGAAGUCCGAAGCCAGAGUCAGUGGGGACCACCGCCGGGUCACGGUGGCCGUGGGGCACAGUCGCAGCAACAGGCGGUCCAACAACCGCCACAGGCUCAAGUGAGUCAACCAGGAGGCGUCGGCAGAGGCGCGUGGGGUCGUAAGCCACAGAUUUCUUCAGAUACGGCGGCGGCUGUCCCGCCUUCUUCUCCGUCAACCGUCUCAGUUUCUGAAACGGCUCGUGAAGCUUCUUCUUCUUCUUCGGUUCAAGUUGCUUCUACCGAGAGGAAAACACCAAUGAGACGUCCUGAUAAAGGCGGUGUUGUUGCUGUGCGUCGUGUAAACCUCUUGGUCAACCACUUCCGAGUCCACAUUGAUCCCGAAACUGUCAUUAAGCAUUACGAUGUUGACAUCAAACCAGAAAUUUCCACUAAGAAGAUAUCUAGGUUCGAGCUUUCCAUGGUCAGGGACAAGCUGUUCACCGACAAUCCCGGCGAGUUUCCACUCGCCAUGACCGCCUAUGAUGGUCAGAAGAAUAUCUUCAGCGCAGCGCAACUGCCUACUGGUUCUUAUAAGGUGGAUUUUCCCGAGACGGAAGAGACGAGAGCUCGAAGCUAUACGUUCACCAUCAAGCAGGUGAAUGAGCUCAUGCUCCGUGACUUGAGAGAGUACAUGACAGGGGGCUCGUCUCUCAACCCUCGUGAUGUACUUCAAGGGAUGGAUGUUGUGAUGAAGGAGCAUCCUUCAAAGUCUAUGAUAACCGUCGGUAAAAGCUUCUUCACCCGCGAGACUAAGAGCGAUGAUGAUGACUUAGGUUUCGGUCUUGCUGCUGCCAAAGGAUACAGACACGCUCUGAAGCCGACAGCGCAAGGUUUAUCCUUGUGCUUGGACUACUCGGUGUUGGCGUUCCGGAAGUCCAUGUCUGUCAUCGAGUAUCUGAAACAUUACUUUGACUGGUCUGAUUUGCAGCGUCAGUUCAACAGACGCGAUGUGGAAAUGGAAUUGACUGGGUUGAAAGUCACUGUCACUCACCGGAAGAACAAACAGAAACUCACCAUUGUAGGACUGAGUAGGAAAGACACUAAAGACGAAGGAUUCGAGCUAAUCGAUGAAAAGGGGAAUGAGCCGCCGAGGAAGACGUCCAUUGUUGAGUAUUUCAGGAUUAAGUAUGGAAAAGACAUUGUUCACAAGAACAUUCCCUGCUUGGAUUUGGGUAAAAACGGACGGCAAAACUUGGUGCCCAUGGAGCUGUGCAUUUUGGUUGAAGGACAGGUUUACCCAAAGGAACGCUUGGGUAGAAAUUCAGCCUUGUGGUUGAAAACGCUGUCACUAGUGAAUCCACAGCAAAGGCGGAGGAAUAUACUCAAGAUGAUAGAGUCCAAUGAUGGUCCUAGCGGUGGAGAGAUUAUUGGCAACUUUGGGAUGAAAGUCGAUACAGAGAUGACACCUGUGGUAGGUCGUGUUCUCAAGGCUCCGGCGUUGAAGUUGGCAGAGAGAGGCAAACCUGUCCGUGAGGAACCGGGACGUAACAAUCAAUGGAACCUUAUGAAGAAGGGAGUCACGAGGGGUUCAGUAGUCAAGCAUUGGGCUGUUCUUGACUUCACUGCCUCUGAGAGGAACACCAACUCCAGGAUGGCUGACAACUUUGUGGGCCUGCUUAUUAAUCGUUGUAAGACACUUGGGAUGCAGCUGAGGGAUCCCAUCAUUUUCAAAUCAGCAAGAAUGAAUUUGCUUUCUAAUGCUAAUGCUCUCGAGGAUUUGCUUCGACAAGUGAUUGACGAGGCUAAGCAUAACCAUGGUGGGGCUCGCCCAACUCUUGUUCUGUGUGCUAUGUCUGGGAGGGUUGAUGGCUACAAGACUCUCAAAUGGAUAGCCGAGACCAAGCUUGGUCUGGUGACUCAGUGUUUCUUGACCAAUUCCGCCAGUAGAGGAGGUGACCAGUAUCUGGCAAAUCUCGCCCUCAAGAUCAAUGCAAAAGUUGGCGGAAGUAAUGUUGAGCUGAUGGAUAGUGGCUACUCUUUCUUCAAAAGAGAGGACGAGGUCAUGUUCAUUGGUGCUGACGUCAACCAUCCUGCUGCUCGAGACACGACGAGCCCCUCCAUUGUUGCUGUUGUGGGCACUCUAAACUGGCCUGAAGCUAACCGUUACGCAGCUAGAGUCAUUGCACAGCCUCGCCGGAAAGAGGAGAUUCAAGGAUUUGGUGACACGUGCUUUGAGCUUGUUAAAGCUCAUUAUCAGGUCACAAGGAAACGGCCUAACAAGAUUGUUAUCUUCCGUGAUGGUGUCAGUGAUGGUCAGUUCGACAUGGUUCUUAAUCGUGAGUUGCUUGAUGUGAAGCUUACUUUUGAGAGGGACAACUACUUCCCCAAGAUUACUGUAAUCGUGGCGCAGAAACGUCAUCAAACCCGUUUCUUCCCUGAUACACCCAAUGACGCAAGUGACAAGGGAAAUGUUCCUUCAGGUACGGUGGUCGAUACCAAAGUCAUCCACCCGUUUGAGUACGAUUUCUACCUCUGCAGUCACCAUGGAGGCAUAGGGACAAGCAAGCCCACUCAUUAUUAUGCCCUUUGGGACGAACUCGACUUCACUUCAGAUCAGAUGCAGAAGCUUAUCUUCGACAUGUGCUUCACUUUCACUCGCUGCACCAAACCUGUGUCUCUCGUUCCUCCAGUCUACUAUGCGGACAUGGUCGCAUUUAGAGGAAGAAUUUACCACGAGGCGAGUUCACGGGAGAAGAACAUUAGGCAGCCACGAGGAGCGCCUCCCCCACCGGCCGAUUCACUUUCUGCUCUGACUUUGGAGGACAAAGCAAUAUUCAAGUUGCACAAGGAGCUUGAGAACGUUAUGUUCUUUGUCUGAAAAAAAAGGUUUGGGGGGUUAUUAUAUUUGUGUUUUUGGGUACCUAAGCUGAAGUUAAAAAUGCUAUUAUAUUGAUUAUCGUAACAGCCCCAAUAACGCAGUUUUACUCUUUCUUCUGGUAGAAAGGAGUUUGUGCGUGAAUCUAAUUGGGUUUAUUGUAGUGUGUUUCUCUUUGUUUUAAAGUCUUUGUGUUGAAAUCAGUUUGUGUUUGGUAUUGUAUUGCUCUUUGGAGCAGAGACUGCAUUAUGUAAUGGUAUUUUAUUAUAUAAUUAUAUAAUUAAGAAUCUGGGUUUUAUUAGUA
Messenger RNA from Brassica rapa (field mustard), 3455 nucleotides. Its product is annotated as protein argonaute 2. Gene Ontology annotation, molecular function: protein binding; RNA binding. The record is from RefSeq and is a predicted model, not a curated record. NCBI's taxonomy places the organism in Eukaryota, Viridiplantae, Streptophyta, Magnoliopsida, Brassicales, Brassicaceae.